CGAGGGCGGGGCGGGCAGGACGCCAGGCUGCCGGCCGGGUGCCUCAAUCGUCGCGUCUGGCCGCCCGCUAGGCUCGCGCUCCUGUCUGUCGGUCUGUCGGUCUGCAGGGCCUGCGCCGGCCCGGGGCCCAUGGCGGCGUCUGCGGCUCUGUCGGCGGCGGCGGCGGCGGCAGCCCUGUCUGGCCUGGCUGUGCGGCUGUCGCGCUCCGCCGCGACACGCAGCUCGUACAGCGCCUUCUGCAAGGGGCUCACGCGCACGCUGCUCACCUUCUUCGACCUGGCCUGGCGGCUGCGCAUGAACUUCCCCUACUUCUAUAUCGUGGCCUCGGUGAUGCUCAACGUCCGCCUGCAGGUGCGGAUCGAGUGAGCG
Propithecus coquereli (Coquerel's sifaka) is the source of this 369-nucleotide messenger RNA. RefSeq names its product small integral membrane protein 10-like. The transcript has a single exon. NCBI's taxonomy places the organism in Eukaryota, Metazoa, Chordata, Mammalia, Primates, Indriidae. The record is from RefSeq and is a predicted model, not a curated record. The coding region runs from base 130 to 366 and encodes 78 amino acids.